GCGAUGUCAGAGACAAUGCUUCCGCUUUGCAUCCUCUUCCUUGCGCUCUACUCUCUUUCCUCUGCCUGCUACAUUCAGAACUGCCCACGAGGUGGAAAGCGCUCGUUUCCGGAUGCUGGCGUUAGGCAGUGCAUGGCUUGUGGUCCUGGGGACAGGGGUCGCUGCUUUGGUCCCAGUAUCUGCUGUGGACCAGGUCUGGGCUGCUAUAUUGGCUCUCCAGAGGCAGCCGCCUGUGUUGAGGAGAACUAUGUGCUGACCCCCUGUGAGACUGGAGGGAGAGUCUGUGGCUCUGAGGGGGGGCACUGUGCAGCGCCAGGGGUCUGCUGUGAUUCAGAGAGCUGUACACUGGACUCAGACUGUUUGGAGGACAGCAGGUAUCAGUUGUCAGCAGACGGCACCGGAGGUACCAGACUAGGUGGCAGUUCCCCUGGAGAGGUGCUGCUACGUUUUCUUAGUUUGGCUUCAACUGGGCAGAGGAGAUUUUGA
Messenger RNA from Chanos chanos (milkfish), 486 nucleotides. It is a transcript of the gene avp, whose product is annotated as arginine vasopressin. Bases 4 to 486 code for a protein of 160 amino acids. Gene Ontology annotation, molecular function: neurohypophyseal hormone activity. The record is from RefSeq and is a predicted model, not a curated record. Lineage: Eukaryota; Metazoa; Chordata; Actinopteri; Gonorynchiformes; Chanidae. Gene Ontology annotation, cellular component: extracellular region; secretory granule. The transcript is spliced from 3 exons.